Messenger RNA from Drosophila subobscura, 2835 nucleotides. RefSeq names its product synembryn (gene ric8a). Gene Ontology annotation, cellular component: cytoplasm. Gene Ontology annotation, molecular function: guanyl-nucleotide exchange factor activity; G-protein alpha-subunit binding. NCBI's taxonomy places the organism in Eukaryota, Metazoa, Arthropoda, Insecta, Diptera, Drosophilidae. Gene Ontology annotation, biological process: G protein-coupled receptor signaling pathway. The coding region runs from base 122 to 1819 and encodes 565 amino acids. The record is from RefSeq and is a predicted model, not a curated record. The transcript is spliced from 2 exons.
CCGGCCAUAUUCCUCUCUGUUUUUUAUACUCUCCCUCUCUGUCUCUCAUUUGUCAUAGAAUUGAAAUUUGCUUAAAAUCCAAUUAGCGUUAAUUGAAAACGCACAAAGCGGAGUAGGUAGCAUGGACGCGGAGCAUCUGAAACGGCUAGAGGGCAGGGAAGCUGACCACAUCCCAGGCAUACUGAAUGAGUUCAACAAAAAGCACGCGGAUCUCCUGGUCUUUGACAGCUUCCACUCGGACAACCAGUGGCAUGAGCUGUGGCUGGCCAUCUUCGGCAUCUUGGAUGACGCGCAGCUGGGUCACCUGCACACCCAGUGCCUCAACACGGUGAGGAUUUUGACCCGCGACGAGUUUAGUCUGCAAACCAACUACAUCGAGCAUGAGGUCAGCCAGCUGCUCAGGCUGGCCCGCGUCGAGGCCAGCGCCCUCAAGCUGCCAGCCACCCCCGACGAGCUCAAGCAGCAGGAGGAGGGCCAGCAGCAGGAGCAGCCCAGCACGGCGCAGUCGGACAUUAUAGCCGAAGCCCUGAAGUGCUUGUGCAAUUUGGUGUACCAGAGUGCGGACUGUCGUCGUCAGUGCCUGCGCCAACACUGCCUGGACGCCAUCCUUAAGCGGGUGGCCUCCUCGAUGCGUCAUCCCUGCGCCCUCGAGUACUACGACAUGAAGUUGCUGUUUCUGCUGACAGCUCUGGAGCCAGCGGCACGCACGCGCCUCCAAAUCGAUCUCAACGGCCUCACCUACAUGACCAAAUGGCUGGACGACAAGCUGGCCGAGCCCAGCUGCAGCGAGGAGCAGCUCAACAUCAUCUGCGAGCUGCUCAAGGUGAUGUUCAAUGUGACCAGUGCCCCGGACAAGAGUCCCAACGAAUACGAAAUCCAGAGCUUGCAUCUGACCGGCGUGCUGCGGGAGCUUCUGCUUCGUUUUGGCAAAAUGGCCACCGACAAGGAGCGCUCGGUGGUCACGCAUGCCAUCAAUCUGCUGACCAACAUCUCCAGCAGCUGCCUCAUCGAGCUGACCCUCAAGUGCAGCAAUGCCGAGGAGCAACCCAAGUCGGUGGCGGGUGAUGGUGCGGGUGCGGCAAAGGCGCCCAAAUGCUGUGAUCUCUGCUUCGAGAAGCGCAAUGUGCGCUGCUUGUCCGUGCUCCUUAACUAUCUGCGGCAGGCAUUGGCUCAGCAGGAGGCCGAGGCCAGUUCCCAUGAGCUGCUCUCGCCGGUGCUGACCGUUCUCGUGAAGUGCUCCCGCAGCGAUCGCGUGAUGCGCCACUAUCUGAGGCAGGAGAUUCUGCCGCCACUGCGCGAUGUCACCCAGCGUCCGGAGAUUGGCCAGGAGCUGCGCAAUCACCUCUGCCGCUUCCUCACGCUGCCCGCCAUGAUACUGCGCGACCUCGCCGCUGAGCUGCUGUUUGUCCUCUGCAAAGAGGACGUUGGUCGGAUGAUCAAGUACACGGGAUAUGGCAAUGCGGCUGGGCUGUUUGCCAAGCGUGGGAUCCUCGACUGCCGUCGCGUAGAGGGCACCGACUACUCCUCGGACAGCGAGGACAGUGACACCGAGGAAUACAAGAAGCAGCAGCAGGGCAUUAAUCCUGUGCUCGGCUGUGUGGAGCCCAAAUCCAGGCACAAUCCGCUCGAUGACAUGACCGACGAGCAGAAGGAGAGCGAAGCACUGCAGCUGGUCAAUCUCAUCGAGCAGCUCCGCCAGGGUGGCAUCGUCAAGCCCGCUCUCAUUGACAAGGAUGGCAAGCCGCAGCCGCUGGAGCACAUUCUGCAGCUCCAGGAGGAACUGCCGCAGCAGCAGCUGGAGCAGAAGCGCAAAUCCUAAGCAGCAGCAGUCUACAAGCGACCCAAAAACAAACUGCACCUGCUGCUUGCUGCCUGCUAUAUGCGCGGAAUUGGUUCCAAUGCAGACUCGCAGAGCCACUUGGGACCGACUCCUCCACAGCACCUUCCAUCGUUCGCUUGAAUCGAAAAAAAACCAAAAUGCAAAACAAUCGUUGGGGUCUUCCAGCUAGGGUCCGGGAACGGGGGUAGAUGGGGGCCUCGCAAACAAAAAAUAGAAAGGCAAAUUAACAAAAAAUAGAAAAACCAAAAACUACAAUCUUUUAUAUGCAUACAAAAAUGCAAAAAACAGAUCCACAAAUUGAUCUAUAGACAAAUUUGACUAAUCCUUGUAAUACUUACUUAAGUGCAUGUGUAUUUAUAUAAAUCCUAAUUCUAAUUAUACAUUUACGAUCUAAGUGCAUGAAGUUCGUGUGCGAGUUGCAGCCCCAAUUUGGCUUUGAAUUUACAUUGAACACAUGGAGGAAGAGCUUAUGUUUAAUCAGAUCUACAUAUACGUAUUUCGCAGCAGCGCUCUAACAUACAUCUCGUGCGUGCUGUACGUAACUAUAAUACUAGCAACUAACUAAAGUAAUUACUAAGUCUAUCUAUGAUGGACGCGAGUGAGGUAAACUUAAAACAGGAAAUCAGCUAAUGGCUCUUGUAAACGAAUGAUUCCAAGUACAUUUUUUGUUAGUCUCAGCAGAGAUACAAGUUGUUGGCCAAAGCCUAAACCCUUCUGCAUUAUGUUUACACACUUUUAAAUUUAAAUCUUCAAAGCAGACAUUACGAAAAGACUCUAGAAAGAGGAGAAACUAUCUACUUGGUAGUCUCACAGUCACGUGUCGUGGACGUGGUCUCUUUGUACUCGUUUAUGCAUUAACCAAAUCCUAUAUAGAGCUUUAUUGUGUUCAAUUUGCUAUAGCGAUAGAAGAUAUCAAUAAAUACUAUACACAAAUAUGCAGAUAGAUGCUCGAUAGGCUGCGAAAUCUGCCAAUUUAAUCGCUCUUAUAACAAGAA